AUGUCAAAGCCAGCAUUCGACAUCGUAAUCCCCCUCGCGGAUGAUGCGGCCGUCACCUCAGACAUUCACCUCCGCGCCAUGGAGGAGAACCUCCUCACGCACGCGCAGUUUCCCAAUCCUCAGGCCUGGGAAUUUUUCCGCGAGUGGCUUACGACAAACACGCGGGAGCACAUUCAGCAUUCUAACAAGGGGGUCUUGAUUGCGCGGGAUUCGGCGACUGGUGAGAUCGCCAGCUUCAUCAAGUGGUUGGAAUAUGGAUCAGGUGGAGAGGUUGCCUUGCCGCCACCUACAACAACCGUGGAAGACGAGUGGCCGGAGUUUUGUGGGCGAUUGAUCCUGGAUGAGUAUACGAAUAUUGCUGCAGAUGCGAGGAAGAGGGUCCUUGGGGAGAAGGGAUAUUUUCAUGUGACUUUUCUAUGCACCGAUCCCAAAUGGGGUGGUCGUGGCGCCGCUUCAGCUCUACUAAGGGAGCUGGUGAACAUGGCAGAAGACGCUGGCAAAGCAAUUAUUUUGGAAGGUGUGAUGCCUGCCGUGCCGCUUUACAAGAGGUUAGGUUUCGAGGUUAGACAAGAACUGAAAAUGAUGCUGCCACCUCGCGGGUCAACCGAGCGGACCGAGUUAUAUCUGGAACAGACCAUGGUCUGGGCGCCACCAUCAUGGGACAACGUAUAG
This is a messenger RNA of Pochonia chlamydosporia 170, 672 nucleotides long. Its product is annotated as GNAT family acetyltransferase. Gene Ontology annotation, molecular function: acyltransferase activity, transferring groups other than amino-acyl groups. The transcript is spliced from 2 exons. Lineage: Eukaryota; Fungi; Ascomycota; Sordariomycetes; Hypocreales; Clavicipitaceae. The record is from RefSeq and is a predicted model, not a curated record. Bases 1 to 672 code for a protein of 223 amino acids.